Molecule: messenger RNA, 1245 nt
Organism: Annulohypoxylon truncatum
Lineage: Eukaryota; Fungi; Ascomycota; Sordariomycetes; Xylariales; Hypoxylaceae
Exons: 3
Coding region: 1-1245 (414 amino acids)
Cellular component (GO): cytosol
Molecular function (GO): 3'-5'-DNA exonuclease activity
Source: RefSeq, a predicted model, not a curated record
AUGGCUGCCGAUCCGCCAACAUCUACGCUGGAGUAUAAGCCACGGUAUAUUGAUAUCGGCAUCAACCUAGCAGACCCAAUAUUCAGGGGUCAGUAUCAUGGUACCCAACGACACCCGGACGACCUAAGCGCCGUCGUCUCAAGAGCCCGUGAAGUCGGCUGCCACAAACUGAUCAUCACCGGCUCCGAUUUCACCAGUUCGCGGCACGCUCUCGAGAUAGCUAGAGAAUACCCCGGCACCGUAUACACAACCGUCGGCAUACACCCCUGCUCCAGCGCCAUAUUCAGCACCACCCACUCGCACGUAGACACCAACGGCCACACCAUGCCCUGCGACACGGACCCCUCGCAGCCCGUCUCCGAAGACCACGAGCCGGACCUAGCCCGCACCACAUCCAUCAUCUCCGAGCUGCGGGCCCUCAUCGACGAAGCGCGGAGCAGCAGCAGCAGCAGCAGCACAAGGCCCAGCCCACUCGUCGCCUUCGGCGAGAUCGGGCUCGACUACGACCGUCUGCACUACUGCUCGCGCAAGAUCCAGCUGCACUCCUUCGCCGCGCAGCUGGACCUCGCCGCCUCGCUUCGACCCCAGCUCCCGCUGUUCCUGCACUCGCGCGCCGCGCACGCGGACUUCGUGCAGCUCCUCAAAGACAAGUUCGGGCCGAAGCUCGAGCGGCUCGAGCGCGGGGCCGUGGUCCACAGCUUCACGGGGACGGCAGAGGAGAUGCGGGAGUUGAUGGACUUGGGGUUGUACAUCGGGACGAACGGGUGCAGCUUCAAGACGGCGGAGAACUGCGCCGUGGUGAAGGAGAUUCAUCUCGAUCGGUUGAUGUUGGAGACGGAUGGUCCGUGGUGCGAGGUCCGGCCUAGUCAUGAGGGGUGGAAGUAUUUGAUAGAGCCCCCGAAGCCGGUGGAAGCGGCGGGGACAGAUGCAAAUGCGAAGGCGGAUGCGAAAGAAGGGGAAGUUGGUGCUAAUGGCAUCCCGACGGAACCAGCGAAGCAACAACCCCCUAAACCCAAACAACAGUCCAAGAAGCCGCCGAAGAAGAAGGAACCGGAGGUACCGGAGCGCUGGAAGGUAGUCAAGAAAGAGAAGUGGGUAGAGGGCGCGAUGGUCAAGGGUCGCAACGAACCAUGCAUGAUCGAGCGGAUGGGGAAGAUCGUCGCCGGCAUCAAGGGUGUCACCGUGGAAGAGGUUUGCGAGGCUGCUUGGCGGAAUACGACGAAAGUGUUUCCAGUAGACGAAUAG